Messenger RNA from Prorocentrum cordatum, 3791 nucleotides. Lineage: Eukaryota; Dinophyceae; Prorocentrales; Prorocentraceae. The record is from the annotation of a GenBank genome assembly.
AUGCACCACCUCGCGCGGGGCACGGUCGGAGCGGCCGAGGGCGCUGGGCCGUCGGCUGCGUGGGAGCGGGCAACACCGCUCCAGAGGGCUACUUCGAGGAGGUUACUGGAGGCGUGGCUUGCUUGGGGCAGCCAGGUGGCCGCGAUCAAGGAAGACGAGGACGCCGCCCUUCGGCGCGUCAUGGCCGGUCGGGCCUCGCCAUACUCAGGCGAUGGGGCUACGGUUGCCCUGGGGAAGGAUUCAAAGGGAAGGGAAAUGCUACCAAAGGGCGCGAUGUGCUCCGUCGACGUGGAGGAACUGGCUCUUCCGCCGCCAGGGACCAUCCCUGCCAAGCUCGUGGACAUCUGCCCGCUGGCUGCCGAGUACUUCUCCGACGUUGCGGGGGGGAUGCUACGCGAGCCCAGCAAGGCCAUGGACGAGGAGCUGAAAGGCCAGAAGGUCUACCGAGAUCCGUCUCUCCGCUCGAGGGCGUCGCGUCUCCGCCUAGCCGAGAGGCUUUGGGGUGCGGGGAUGCUCGGGACCACCGGCGAGAUGGUCGAUGGGGGUCUCGCUCUUCGGAGUCAUCAAGAAGUACCUGCAGGAGGAGGGGGACCCCUCAGCCCCGCCAGGCGCCAGGUGCGCGCCAUCUGGGACCAGAGGCGGGCCAACCUCCGCUGGCAGAGGCCCCCGUGCGUGCCCCUCGGCAGCCCCGCGACCUUCGCUCACGUGGACCUCUCCAACCUGGGCGAGAGGGACGUGGUCUACACUGGCGUGGGCGACAUCCCAGACAUGUUCUAUUGUUUGGAGACGCCGCCCGAUGUCUGGCCCUACUUUGUCUUGGAGGAGGUGCCAGUCCACGAGUUCGUCGAGUACAUGAGGACCAAAGGGCAGGACUGCGUCACCCUCGAUGGCGGGCCCUUCCUGGCGCUGAAGGCCCUGGUCAUGGGCUGGUCGUGGGCCCCGUUCUUGGCCCACUCUACGUUGCAGGCCUGCAUGGCGCGCGGGCUCGGGGAGGACUCCGUCGGGGCUCGCCUGGUCUACGGGGCUCCGACGCCUCAACUGACCGGGCCCGAGGGGUUCGAGUCGGUGAACUGGGCAUACAUGGACGACUACGGAGUCAUGGCCACGUCCGCCAGCGCGCAGCAGCCAGUGAGCGAGGUCGUGAGCGGACUGACGGCCCGAGUCACGCACUACUUGAGGCAGGUCGGGCUCCCCGUCCACAAGGAGUCCGAGGGCGAGGGGCUCGAGUCGCUGGGGGCGGUCAUCCGAGGCCGACCCUACUCCGUCUCAGCAGAGACCGACCGCACCUGCGGCCUGGCUCUGGUGACGCUGCGGCUGGUAGAGCGGACGUACUGGACCGCGGAGCUCCUCGAGCGUGUCGUGGGGUUGUGGGCGUGGGCAGCCAUCUUCCAGCGCACGCGCCUUGCCAUCUUCGACCAGGUGUACCACGAGAUGGGACGCCCCGAGACCGCCAAGACGCCGUUCCGACUGACGGACGCGGCGAGGUGGGAGCUGACUACGAUGGCGUACUGCGCACCCCUCUUACGCACAGAUCUCGAAGCUCCGUGGCUCUCGCAGGUGUUCAUGACGGACUCCAGCGACACGGGCUACGGAGUGGCGGUCACCGACGCCUCGCUGGAGGAGAUCAGGAAGGACGCCCGUUACAGCGAGAUGAGGGGAUGGACGAUCGCCACCGAGGAUAUCUUCACAGCCCAGGGGGAGGACGCCUGGGUCCCCCAUGCUGGGGGAUGUGCCUACGAUGUCGACGAGCUUAUCGAGGCCUCGACUGCACCGCCGCCGCGGGUAAGUCGGAGGGUCUACCGGGUGCUGUACCUCUUCGCGGGCAGGCGCCGGGAGGGGGAUCUAGAGGAGGCAAUGCACUCGCGUGCGGAGCUCGACGGCUACGAGGUCGAGGUCUGGUCCAUCGACGCGGUGAUCAGACCGAAGCACGACCUCACCAACGACGAGCUCGUCAGCCUGAUCCUGAGCCUGGCGCGCGACGGGUACUUCCACGCAGUGAUCGCCUCGCCCCCAUGCUCCACUUGGAGUCGGGCUCGCUUCCUGGGGAAGGGGCCCAGGCCCUUGCGGACACGCCUCGAGCCUUGGGGGCGGAGCGACAUGUCAUUCACAGCCUUCGAGCGCCUCCGCCUGGACCUGGGGUCGCGCCUUUUGCUGUCGGCCACGCAGGCGGUCCGCGAGGUAUGUCGAGCUGGAGGCCUGGGCUUGAUGGAGCACCCUGCGGACCCAGAGGAGGACCCCUACCCGUCAAUCUGGAACCUACCCGAGAUGGCAUGCCUCCUCGAGGAGACGGGCGGGAAGAUCAAUCGGAUCGACCAGUGCCGCUACGGAGCCCCAUCGAUGAAGCCGACCAUGAUUGGCAUUUUCGGGUUCUACGACGACACUGGACUUCGCCGCGGACCGUCUCCGCUUGAGGCGUACCAGCCGCCGCUGUGCGCCGCGCUGGCGGAGGUGAUCAUCGAGGCUUUCGCCCGCGUGACGAGGGAGAUGAGUGGCCCCGAUCCAACGGGCUCGCGCGUGUCUCCAUCUACUUCGCCCUUCGGCCCGCCGGGGCCGGGGAGGGCGAGGAUCGAGGUGAGGUCACGAUAUACGCGACCUGGGCCGCGCCUGUACGGGAUACGCUGGUGGAUAGCCGCCAUGGCAUUGGAGGCAGUCCACCCUGCUGGCGCGGUUCGCCCGAAGCCACCCAGGGCGGGGGGCAUCCCCCUGCAGAAGCGAGGGCCACGUGCGUGGGAGAACUACGAGAAGGAGCCGCACCUGGGCAUCAGCGAGGGCGGCUUCACAAGGCUGCUCACCCACUCCGUGGCGGACGUCACCGCGGCGCAGUGGGCCCCGAAGGUUCGAGACUUUCUCAGCCACUGUGUCGACAAGGGUUGGGAGCUGCGGUCCGCGAACGCCGCGGACCACGCCCUGGCCGACUACAUGGACAUGAAGUGCUACAAGGAAGCCGUCUUCGCCAUCGCCAUCUACUUCUUCGAGGCGGGGCUCCUGGAUGAAGCCAUCUGGACCCUGGUGCAGCACGACGUCUACGGGCGGGAGCAGGACAUGGAGAUGCUACGCGAGGCCGAUAUCAUCUGGGAUGGCAGAUGCGCGGGCCUCCUGUUUGGCAUCUCGGCCCGAGGCGAGGAGGGCAAGACGGGCAGCAACCGAGGGGUCGUCAUCCGCCGCGGCACGGUCGCGAGCCUCAUCCUGGCCCUGAAGGACGUCAAGAAGAAUGUCGCGGGGCCCAUCUUCGGCCCCAAACAGGCAGGCUUCCGCAAAGAGUGGCACCGCGCAUGUCGCUCGCUGGGGAUACCAUGGGCGCCGCCUCCGCACGGGCUCCGCCACUCGGGGCCCAGCGAGGACGUGGCCCGAGGACGGGCCAGCCUGGAGCAGGUGCGGAGGCGGGGCAGGUGGAAGGCAUUGUCCAGCGUCCAACGCUACUCUAAGACGUUCGCCCUCACGCAGCUCCGUGCAAAAAUGCCGAAGAAGGUGCUGGACGUGGGAUCCCGUGCGACCUCCGACCUGGCCGCCGAGAUACUCCGUGCGAUGGAGUCCCGCACCAACUACAGCAAGCAACAGCGGCAGCUGGUCGACGGCAUCAGGACGAACCUGAAGACGAAGAAGGUGAAAGAUGUCGCCGCAGAGCUCCUGAUGCUGGGACUCACCACCAACGAGAGGUCCACCACCAACAAGAGGUCCACCACCAACAAGAGGUCCACCAAGGGUGACACAAGCUGCCCAGAGUCCGACGACCUCUACUCCGACGAGACGCGGGGAGAGGGCACUGGAUGGUGGACAGAGCGAGGCGACAG